UGUGGCUGGAUCAGCGGAAAAGGGGAAACGUGUAUUAAACAUUAUCUGGUUUUCGAUCGAACCGGUUUUAUUUGAUUUUUUUCUCGUGUGUGUUUAUCUUUUAAUUAGCUGUGACGAAAUAAGAAUAUUUUAUGGAACGUAUUUCGUGCCGUGCCGCACACUGUAGAUAUUUCAACCAUUAAACGCGCCCGACCGUCGUCCGUCCGGCUAAUAUUAUACGCGGCGACUAUUAUAGCGUAUGGUCGUUUAGCGUGCACGGUGUGUUCUCCGUCCCGGCCGAAUACAUUGCGAUCCGAUCGUUUAUUUUUUACGCGCGUUUUACUCAUUUCGUGAUAGUGUUGCGUUCGUGUGCCGCCACGACCCGUCGUCAUUAAACUCGGCCCUAUCACAAACAUCAAUAAUCAUUGUACAACGAUGAUUUGUCAAUUAUAAUUAAUUAAUUAUCUCUCUCUCGUGGUGUACGGUGCGUUGAAAAAGAAAAAACUUUAAUCGUAGGGCACGCACUCACUCCGGCGGCGUGUGUGUUCCUUCUUCUUUUAGAUUGCAGAGGCGACGUUGACGAUAAAUGUAUGGACCGUUCGACGAGUCUGAAAGAAGAUUUCGCUGAAGAUUCGGUAGAAAUGGGUAAGAAAACUCAAUCGCUGGCCAGCGUCCCAAAAAGAGUCAACCGCAAAACUUCAGGUAAAGCUUGUGGUGUACCCAGAGAUGGAAAUCCCGACAAAAAAGAAGAAACAGAGCUUUUGUGGACCAACGUCGUAGAAUCUCAAUCAGCGUUUCUUGGACCGAAUCUAUGGGACAACAAAACCAUACCAUAUGAUAAUGACCUUAAGUAUUGUGACCUCGACGAAUUCCUGUCCGAGAACGGAUUGCCGGUGGAAGGCGACCACCAGAACGGAACGGCCGCUGGCAACGUCAACCCGGGCACCAUAGUGGCGGCCGGCCACCAGGGUGGCGCACUCAUGCCGGGCGCCAACAACCGCCUGUCCUCGCCGCCGCCGCCGGCUUCCAUACACCCGAUACAGCACUUGCAGACAAACGGCGUGGCCGGCGUGGGCGUCAUACUGACCAAGCGCGAACCGUCUCCGUCGCCCAGCGAACCGCUUAGCCCGAUCACCAUAAACCCGGCGUCACCAGCAGAUUCAACAUUGUCGUUCGCGUCGUCCAGCAGAGACUUUGACCCGAGAACAAGGCCGUUUUCCGACGAAGAAUUGAAGCCGCAGCCAAUGGUAAAGAAAUCAAGGAAACAGUUUGUACCGGAUGGGCUGAAAGAUGAGAAAUAUUGGGCAAGACGUAGAAAAAACAACAUGGCGGCAAAGCGAUCGAGGGAUGCGAGACGAAUGAAAGAGAACCAAAUUGCAUUGAGAGCAGGGUUUUUAGAAAAAGAGAACAUGGGCCUUCGACAAGAGAUGGAACGUUUAAAGAAAGAAAAUUUAGCACUCCGAGAUCGUCUUUCAAAGUUCGAGAUCUAAAUUAUUUCCCGUGGAUUUGUAUGCACCAUAAUACCCUUACCCUCUGUGUUUUUGAAAAAAGAAAUACCUUACCCAAAUUAUUGUUACUAUUUAUCGCACCGUUGACCGUCAGCUCGUUAAUAAACACUUACUCUUCCAACGCACCGCGGUGGUCGCCUAUAAGGAGUUGUGUAUAGAAAUGAGUUAUAUUUUAAUAUUAAUACGUUGUAGCUUAUUAAAAAAUAUGAAUGCAUAUAACCAUAUAAUAUAUGUAUACAAUAAUAUAUAGCAAAUAUUAUUGUUAUUACGCAACUGAUCUCAAUUCCAAAUACGAAAGAAAUACCACGUUCAAUAUCAUCAAACACAAUUUGUYGGACCUCAACUGCAGAUUCUCCUCACGAAGAAAACAAAUUUAUCGGUGCAACAGCACGACUGGACACAAUAUUACACAAUACGAAACAAAAUUAAUUUUCCCGAGUUUAAACUUACUAUAGCAUUUAAGUAAGUCGAUGUACAUGGUUUUUGUUGUUCUGUACAUAAAAUAGGUCUACAAUUAUUAAAUUAUUAAUUAUAUUAUUAUUAUUUUAUUAUUUUUAUUAUUA
Messenger RNA from Diuraphis noxia (Russian wheat aphid), 2050 nucleotides. RefSeq names its product PAR bZIP family member Pdp1. Gene Ontology annotation, cellular component: nucleus. Gene Ontology annotation, biological process: regulation of transcription by RNA polymerase II. Gene Ontology annotation, molecular function: DNA-binding transcription factor activity, RNA polymerase II-specific; RNA polymerase II cis-regulatory region sequence-specific DNA binding. The record is from RefSeq and is a predicted model, not a curated record. Lineage: Eukaryota; Metazoa; Arthropoda; Insecta; Hemiptera; Aphididae.